This is a messenger RNA of Cyclocybe aegerita, 2838 nucleotides long. The record is from the annotation of a GenBank genome assembly. NCBI's taxonomy places the organism in Eukaryota, Fungi, Basidiomycota, Agaricomycetes, Agaricales, Hemipholiotaceae.
AUGGCGACUAGUAUGCGGGGGCUCACGCAGUUUAUUGCGGAUAUCCGUGGAGCCAGAGUUAAGGAGCUAGAGGAGAAGAGGAUCAACAAGGAAAUGGCUAACAUCCGCAAGAAGUUCAAAGACGGAAAUUUGGACGGAUAUCAAAAGAAAAAAUAUGUCGCCAAAAUCAUCUUUACAUAUAUUCUGGGUUACAAAGUCGAUGUUGGGCAUAUGGAGGCCGUCAACCUCAUUUCGAGCUCCAAGUAUAGCGAGAAGCAGAUUGGUUAUCUUGCGGUCACUCUGCUCAUGCACGAGAACUCGGAUUUUCUACGCCUGGUGGUCAAUUCAAUACGAAAGGAUCUUGAUUCCAAUAAUGAAGUCGAUAAUUGUCUUGCUCUUCACGCUAUUGCGAAUGUGGGAGGGAGUGAAAUGGCAGAGGCGCUUGUUGAAGACGUUCAUCGCUUACUGAUUUCCCCAACGUCACAGAGCUUUGUCAAGAAGAAGGCAGCCUUAACACUUCUCAGGUUAUAUCGCAAGCAUCCAGAGGUUAUCCCUGCACCCGAGUGGGCUCUUAGGAUCGUAUCAAUCAUGGACGACAACGACUUGGGUGUUGUAAUUUGUGUUACGAGUUUGGUCAUGGCAUUGGCACAGGAGAACCUAGAUGCUUUCGCAGUCUGCUACACGAAAGCCGUGGACCGAUUACAGCGCCUUGUCAUUGAGCAUGAGUACUCUGCAACCUACGCAUAUUACAAGGUUCCUUCGCCUUGGCUACAAGUCAAGCUUCUUCGAUUAUUACAAUAUUACCCCCCUUCGGAGGACCCAACUUUACGAUCAAUUCUUCAUCAAGUACUCCAGGCCAUUAUGAACAAUUGUGCAGAACCCACACGCAAUGUCCAACACAAUAAUGCUCAGCAUGCUGUCUUGUUCGAGGCAAUCAGUCUUGCGAUUCACUUGGACACUAACUCCCCUCUUGUUGGCACCGCUGCCGUCUUAUUGGCCCGUUUUAUCUCUUCUAAAGAGACCAACGUCCGAUAUUUGGGCUUGGACACUAUGGCGCAUUUGGCUGCGAGAGCGGAGUCGUUGGAACCCAUCAAGAAACAUCAAAAUACAAUUAUCUUAUCUCUUCGCGAUAAAGACAUCUCUGUCAGACGUCGUGCAUUGGACCUCCUUUAUAGCAUGUGUGAUGUGGACAAUUCGGAGCUUAUCGUCGGAGAACUGCUCAGAUAUCUUCGGGUUGCUGAUUAUGCACUCAGGGAAGAAAUGGUGCUGAAAAUCGCCAUACUCACUGAAAAAUAUGCCAACUCGUACAAGUGGUAUGUAGACAUGAUCUUACAACUCAUCAGCACUGCGGGAGAACACGUUGGGGACGAAGUCUGGUAUCGGGUCGUUCAGAUAGUCACGAAUACCGAAGAUUUACAAGAGUAUGCGGCCAAGGUUAUUUUUGAGCAUCUGAAAGCUCCAUCGACGCACGAGAGUCUUGUGAAAGUGGGAGGCUACAUCCUCGGAGAAUACGGCCACUUGAUAGCAAAUGACCCAGGAUAUAGUCCAAUCGAACAAUUUCAACUGCUGCAUUCUAAAUCACAAUUUUGCGUUGCGGCUACUCGCGCCCUGCUCCUCUCCACGUAUAUCAAAUGGGUCAAUGUCUUUCCUGAAAUCAAGCCACAAUUACUGAACAUCUUCGACCGUUAUCGGCACGUACUAGACGCCGAACUACAGCAACGUGCAUGCGAAUUUUUUGCUCUGGCUUCGCGGCCAGAUGAUGACGAAUUUCUUCAGAACAUCUGCGAGGAGAUGCCUCCGUUCCCACCUCGAGUUAGCGCUUUGCUUGGCAGCCUUAACCGCAGACACGCUGACACAACAGGCGACAAACGAACUUGGGUACACGGUGGCAAGGAGGCGAACGUGGACAGGGAAAUCACGAAGCGCAAGACCCUGAUGGUUGACGUCUCCGCCAAUGAUAACACUGUCGCCGGUCCAACGACAGCAAAUGACGACAUCAUGACUUCCUUAGCAGGUCUUACUAUAGCCUCUUCGCCGAAUCUACCGUCUGCUCUCCCUCUUCUUAAUUCCCGCUCAAAUUCUGAAAAGGCGCCUCGAGUCACAUCUGGCCCGAACAUAGAACGCUGGUUUGACAAACUGACGUACUCGGCCGAGGGUGUCCUCUAUGAAGAUGUUCAAAUUCAAGUUGGCGUCAAGUCUCGUUAUCAAGGCCACAUAGGACAAUUAGCCAUAUACCUGGGCAACAAAGUGGAUGCACCCCUUACCUCUUUCACUGCAGCGCUUCAUGUCGACGACCCAGAUGCUCUUUCUGUUUCGUUUGCAAAGAUACCCCCAAGCACCAUCAGCGCACGUAAUCAAUCCCAGCAGCUUCUUCAUGUAGAAUGCAAGAAGAUGUUCAAUUCCCCACCUAUCCUAACUGUCUCAUACCUGGCAGGCUCCCAUCAGGCUAUUUCUAUCCGCCUUCCCAUCGUUCUUACAAAAUUCUUUGAACACGUUAAACUCGGACCAACAGAUUUUUUCGAGCGAUGGAAACUCAUAGGUGGCGAACGGGAAUCCCAAGCUAUAUUUCCCAUAGGUGUCAAUGCAACUGGUCAACUCGACUUGGCAAAACACCGACAAGUUGUCUCGGGUCACCGGUUGAAUAUAUUGGAAGACAUAGACCCGAAUCCAAACAACCUCGUGGCGGCGGGGGUACUCCAUAUGUCACUUGAAGGCAAAGUCGGGUGUCUAGUGAGGUUAGAACCCAAUAGCGAAGCAAAGCUCUGCAGGUUAACUGUGAGGAGCACCUCAGAGGAAGUCGCUGCUGCAGUACAGAAAUUGAUACAGAAACCACUACUAGCAACACAGCCUCAUGAAUAA